Messenger RNA from Diceros bicornis minor, 956 nucleotides. The record is from the annotation of a RefSeq genome assembly. Lineage: Eukaryota; Metazoa; Chordata; Mammalia; Perissodactyla; Rhinocerotidae.
AUGUUCACAAUUAACAUUCUCCUCCUAGUCAUCCCAAUCCUACUCGCCGUAGCAUUCCUUACACUAGUUGAACGGAAAGUACUAGGCUACAUACAACUUCGAAAAGGACCAAACAUUGUAGGCCCCUAUGGCCUACUCCAACCAAUUGCCGACGCAAUCAAACUAUUCACUAAAGAACCACUACAACCAUCAACAUCAUCAACAACCAUAUUUAUCAUUGCCCCAAUCUUAGCUCUAACCCUAGCCCUAACAAUAUGAAUUCCAUUACCAAUACCAUAUCCCCUAAUCAACAUAAACCUAGGAAUCCUGUUCAUACUUGCCAUAUCAAGCCUAGCCGUCUACUCCAUCCUAUGAUCAGGAUGGGCUUCAAACUCAAAAUAUGCACUAAUUGGAGCCCUACGAGCAGUAGCCCAAACAAUCUCAUACGAAGUAACUCUAGCAAUUAUCCUUCUCUCCGUACUACUAAUAAAUGGGUCAUUUACACUAUCCACACUAAUCACCACCCAAGAACACCUAUGACUAAUCUUCCCAUCAUGACCACUAACCAUAAUAUGAUUUAUCUCAACACUAGCAGAAACCAACCGAGCUCCCUUCGACCUAACAGAAGGAGAAUCAGAAUUAGUAUCUGGCUUCAAUGUCGAAUACGCAGCCGGCCCAUUCGCCCUAUUUUUCAUAGCAGAGUACGCAAACAUUAUUAUAAUAAACGCUUUCACUACCAUCCUAUUUCUAGGAGCAUUCCACAACCCCUACAUAUCAGAACUAUACACAAUCAACUUCACUACUAAAACCCUACUACUAACCACAUCCUUUCUAUGAAUCCGAGCAUCCUAUCCACGAUUCCGAUACGAUCAACUCAUACACCUUCUGUGAAAAAAUUUCCUACCCCUCACUCUAGCACUAUGCAUAUGACAUGUAUCACUACCAAUCACAACAUCAAGCAUCCCCCCACAAACAUA